Molecule: messenger RNA, 345 nt
Organism: Pestalotiopsis fici W106-1
Lineage: Eukaryota; Fungi; Ascomycota; Sordariomycetes; Amphisphaeriales; Sporocadaceae
Exons: 1
Coding region: 1-345 (114 amino acids)
Source: RefSeq, a predicted model, not a curated record
AUGGAAAUUCACGACGACAACAAAAGAGUCAUCCCGAACCUCUCCCUAAUUCGCACACAUGUUUUCGAUAAAGUUGGUCCUAUGGAUACCACGCACAACAUCAGCAUGGUCCGCGUGAAUCUUGAGGAUGGCGCCGACACUGCGACUCUCACUGCUACAUCACUUGCACAGCAUGCUCCCCCCGGCAAGGGUAGAUAUCCAACCGGGCCAAAGUAUACUGUGGGCGGCGAGUAUUCCGUUGACCUUGUCAAGGAUGAAGCAGGUGUAUGGAAGAUUACGAAGUUGGCGUUGAACGUUGUCUGGACUCUAGGGGAUGCUUCAUUGAUGGGUGGCCCUCCGAAAUAG